Trichomycterus rosablanca is the source of this 1197-nucleotide messenger RNA. It is a transcript of the gene lhx6a, whose product is annotated as LIM homeobox 6a. The coding region runs from base 1 to 1146 and encodes 381 amino acids. The transcript has 9 exons. Gene Ontology annotation, molecular function: DNA-binding transcription factor activity, RNA polymerase II-specific; RNA polymerase II transcription regulatory region sequence-specific DNA binding. NCBI's taxonomy places the organism in Eukaryota, Metazoa, Chordata, Actinopteri, Siluriformes, Trichomycteridae. The record is from RefSeq and is a predicted model, not a curated record. Gene Ontology annotation, biological process: regulation of transcription by RNA polymerase II; neuron differentiation; forebrain neuron development. Gene Ontology annotation, cellular component: nucleus.
AUGUAUUGGAAAAAUGAGCUUUUGGCCCCUCUGUCCGAGGGAAAUCGAUUUCUGUCUGAAGGAAUUAACUCAAAACAGGUGAUCGGUGCACACACGCACGCGCCCACCACACCGGGAGCCUCGCGCCGAGUGGACGCCCAGCACCGACACGACGACAUGUCCCACUCUGACGGCGAGUCUCAGAGGUCAGUCAUGGAGAAAGAGGAACCUCGCUGCUCUCCGAGUCCUCCAUCCACACCAUCUAUCUGCUCGCCCACAUCCAGUACCUCUGCCUCGUCCGUGCCCCCCUCCUCCGGCAAGAACGUGUGUGCAAGCUGCGGCCUCGAGAUCCUCGACAGGUACCUGCUCAAGGUGAAUAAUCUGAUGUGGCAUGUGCGCUGUCUCGAGUGCUCAGUGUGCAGAACUUCACUGCGCCAACACAGCAGCUGCUACAUCAAGAAUAAAGAGAUCUUCUGCAAAAUGGAUUAUUUCAGUAGGUUUGGUACUAAGUGCGCUCGCUGUGGGAGGCAAAUCUACGCCAGCGACUGGGUGAGACGCGCCCGUGGAAAUGCUUAUCACCUCGCCUGCUUUGCCUGCUUCUCCUGCAAACGACAACUCUCCACCGGUGAGGAGUUUGGCCUCGUAGAGGAGAAAGUGCUCUGCAGGAUCCACUACGACACCAUGGUGGAGAACCUAAAACGAGCGGCUGAGAGUGGAAGUGGCCUCACGUUGGAAGGUGCCGUGCCAUCUGAACAGGACAGUCAGCCGAAACCAGCAAAGCGUGCUCGUACCUCUUUUACUGCUGAACAACUGCAGGUAAUGCAGGCACAGUUUGCGCAGGAUAACAAUCCGGAUGCUCAGACGUUGCAGAAACUAGCAGACAUGACGGGAUUAAGCAGACGAGUCAUACAGGUUUGGUUUCAGAACUGCCGGGCGAGACACAAAAAGCACACACCGCAGCAUGGCGGCCCUCCGCAGACCCACCCACAGGCACGCAUGCCCCCCUCGCUUCCAGAUGAGCUGCAUUACUCGCCCUUCGGCAGCCCCGAAAGGGCGCGCAUGGUGGCUCUUCGCGGCUACAUCGACAGUCAUCCAUUCUCAGUGCUGACCACACAGAGUCUCCCUCACCAGGCCAUGUCGCUGCCACAGCUGCCCCUCAGCCGCUAACGCUCCACUGUGUUGACCCCUCAUCCCUCAACCCUGACCCCCGCUCCAAAC